UCAGUGUCUCCACAUCCUCAGGCGUGGUGCGUUGUGUUUUGUUGCGAGAGUGCACGAAGUUGGAAUAUACAUACACGCUUUACGUUUGUACGUUCGCUGAGUUCUUCCGAAAAACGCAGCUGCUAAUUUACUUAACUUCAAUUAAGAUUAAAUAAAUAACUAAAGAUGUGCAAAUGCUUAGCCGGAAACGUUGCAUGCUGCUGCUUCAGUUGCGCACUUAGUAUGCUACUGUCGAUAAUCAGUGCAUUCUUUGUGGUCAUUGUUAUUGUUGGAUUGCUGGUGUAUUUCUUUUACUACCAUGAGCAGGAUGACCAUGAUGUCAACAAGAUUAAAAAUGACCUUCAAGACGGGUUUAAAAAUACGUACGACAAGAUUAAAAAUGGCCUAAAUUAAUAAUUUAAGAGGUAUUUAUGAUG
Molecule: messenger RNA, 416 nt
Organism: Drosophila arizonae
Lineage: Eukaryota; Metazoa; Arthropoda; Insecta; Diptera; Drosophilidae
Source: RefSeq, a predicted model, not a curated record